AUGCGCCUCGCCCACCUCCACCUCCCAAACACAACACCCUUCGCCCGAGUCUCCCACCUCCAACAGACCCUAACAACAAGACUCCUAACGCACAAAAAACUAGCCUCUCCAGGCUCCCUCUCCUCCCAGGCCCCCCUCGAUACUACGGACACCCUAGCAAAAAGCCUCCCACCACCCCCAGACCCAACAAUAAUAACCUUCACCCCAAACCCAGUCUACACAACCGGCCGGCGCGACCUACCCCCCUCAAAUACAAGCCCACCCAACAAUACAAACAAUACACCGCUAUCCCUCCCCCCAGCCCUCGAACCAAUCCGCUCAAUCCUCACCCCGGGGAAAGAUGGCACACCCGCACGCGCAGAGUACCACCCAACCCUCCGCGGCGGACAGACUACAUAUCAUGGACCUGGGCAGAUGGUCGCAUAUACGAUACUCGAUUUGAAGAGGUUGGGUCUGACGCCUAGGUGUCAUAUUCGCGUUUUGGAGAACAGUGUUAUUGAUUUGCUUGGUGGGUUUGGGGUUAAAGGGUUUACGACUGAGGAUCCGGGGGUUUGGGUUAGGGAUACUGCCAAUGGGAAUGGGGAUGCGAAGAAGAUUACUGCUGUCGGGGUUCAUCUCAGGAGGAACAUUAGUAGCUUUGGGAUUGGGCUGAAUGUUACGCAGGAGCCUAUGUGGUUCUUUAGGCAGAUUGUUGCUUGUGGAUUGGAAGGAAAGGAGGCUACUAGUUUGCAGGGUGUUGGUGUUGGGGAUGGGGUGUCUGUCGAUGAUAUUGCGGAUGCCUUUGUUAUGAAGUUUGUUGAGCGGGUUAAUGCUGAUUUUGCUUGUGGGGAGAAGGCUUUGGGGGAGAGGAUUGACGAGGUCUAUCGGGUUCGUGAGGAGGAUUUACUUUAG
Penicillium canescens is the source of this 891-nucleotide messenger RNA. Its product is annotated as lipoyl(octanoyl) transferase LIP2. Lineage: Eukaryota; Fungi; Ascomycota; Eurotiomycetes; Eurotiales; Aspergillaceae. The record is from RefSeq and is a predicted model, not a curated record. Gene Ontology annotation, biological process: protein lipoylation. Gene Ontology annotation, cellular component: mitochondrion. The transcript has a single exon. Bases 1 to 891 code for a protein of 296 amino acids. Gene Ontology annotation, molecular function: lipoyl(octanoyl) transferase activity.